Macrosiphum euphorbiae (potato aphid) is the source of this 555-nucleotide messenger RNA. Lineage: Eukaryota; Metazoa; Arthropoda; Insecta; Hemiptera; Aphididae. The record is from the annotation of a GenBank genome assembly.
AUGAAUAUAUACCAUUCUGUAGAUUUUUUACAGUCAUACCAGCCACUUAUUAAUACUCCUACCCCAAAAAUGGGUGAUACACCCACAAAUCACAAAAGUCUGAAAGACAAAUUAAUUCAAUCAUCCAAAACAACUCAAAAUUCAAAACCCAAUGCCACAAUGACCAACACCGCACACACUGCCAACAUAAUAGAUAACAACACAAAUGAGCCAUCAAAACCUGCACAACACUCCGACAAAGAAGCCACCAAUGACCCAAUUAAAAACAUCGACACAAAUAUCUACAAUCAUGAUUUCACCGACAUAGCCAACAGUAUACAGAGUGUGUCCAGUGACAAACAUUCAUUAUAUCAAAACAUCAAUAUUGAAUCCGAAAAACAAGCCUCAAGUAAAAAAUCUUUCGCUGAAACCACUCUAAAUGCUACCUUACCAAAAAAAGAACAAGCAAUUGUUUUUGAUUCCAUUGACAAUAAACCUCAGAUUGAAUAUAUCAUUGCAUUCAGCAAAUUAAUACCGCCAAAACAUAAUCAAAUUCGAUUCUUGUAUAUCAAAUAA